This is a messenger RNA of Zingiber officinale, 861 nucleotides long. RefSeq names its product transcription factor RSL2-like. Gene Ontology annotation, biological process: regulation of transcription by RNA polymerase II. The record is from RefSeq and is a predicted model, not a curated record. The coding region runs from base 1 to 861 and encodes 286 amino acids. The transcript is spliced from 4 exons. Lineage: Eukaryota; Viridiplantae; Streptophyta; Magnoliopsida; Zingiberales; Zingiberaceae. Gene Ontology annotation, cellular component: nucleus. Gene Ontology annotation, molecular function: protein dimerization activity; DNA-binding transcription factor activity, RNA polymerase II-specific; RNA polymerase II cis-regulatory region sequence-specific DNA binding.
AUGGAGUGCUCAUUGGAAGAUGACUCUGCAAUGCUGGCACACUUGAUGGAGCAAGAUUUCCCUGAUCCAAGCUUUGAACUCCCACUUUGUUCUUCUUCUUCUUCUGCCAUUGCUGAUUCCUCCUCUUCUUAUUGCUACUAUUACUCGUCUGAAAUCGAAAACAUCGGUUCUUACAAGGAAUUCUGUGCUCCGCAUUGUGGAUAUAGUGGCGAUGGCUUUUGUGUGAAUGAAACAGAUGCAGCUCUAAGAGUUCCAGGGCCACCAGUUUGUGCUUCUUCAAUUGGAGAUUUAGCCCAUUUGAGUGAAGAUGCAAGCAGCAGUGAGAUUGGACAGCCUAUUUCAAUGCUGCAGGCUAAGCGAAAUGGUAGAGCUUCAGUCGACGGUGUCUCCUCUGAAACCUUGAGGAAGAAUCAGGUUUCAUCGAAUGUCGAAAAGAGUUCACCGUCACCAUCGAAGAGGAUUCGGAGCCAAACAUGGCAAGAUGUCAAUGAAAGGCAGAUGGGGGAUCAAGAGCCAUCAACUAAUCCACAAAGUCUAUAUGCAAGGAAAAGGAGGGAAAGAAUCAACGCAAGACUGAAAAUUUUGCAGAAUCUGGUUCCUAAUGGAACUAAAGUUGACAUAAGCACAAUGUUGGAGGAAGCUGUCCAAUAUGUCAAGUUCUUGCAGCUACAGAUCAAGGCAAGUAGAACAAACACUUUUGGUCUAAAGAUUAAGUUUGCCAAGGCGAUCGAACUAAGUUUGUUCUUUCCACGAACACAGCUCCUGAGUUCAGAUGAACUGUGGAUGUAUGCUCCAAUAGCUUACAAUGGAGUCAACGUAGGACUUGACCUGAAGGUUUCUGCGACACAGGAACAAAAGUAG